AUGUCUACUGCUGCUUCUAAUGUUACCUAUAUGACUGAUGGUGAAAUCAAGGCUCAGGUUGACGCAGAAGCUGAAGAAUUUCUCGGAACUCUACGAGAACUAGGUAAAGUAUCGUUCGACAAUGAAUGUUAUAAAGUACUUCGUACAUGGCCUACAGUCCAACGUAACUGGUCAGAACAUGUCGCGCGAAAAGCGGCUUUCAAUCAAGCUUUAUCUCAAGUCAGGAUAAUCCCUACUACAGUCAAUACUGAUUCUGGUGCUCAUACUAUUUCCAACGAUACUAAAGAUAGUGGAUCCCCCGCAUCCGGUAGAACUGGGUAUACUAUUCAGAUGCCUUACUGGUUGAGUCCGAUCGCAGACGGUGAUCAAGCCGGUUAUCAAGAAUGGAUUAAAGAUGCAGCAGAAAGCACUGUGCGAAACUUAUCUGGAUUCAUGGCCGAAAGCUUUGCCAGAGGGAUCCAGCCUACCGCCUGGGAUAUUAAAAAUGUGGCAACCAGUACCAUCAACAGAAGUACUAAUUCCCAAUUGCGUAUUCCUGUUCCAUACGAGCACGAUCCUGAUAGUGAUCCUGAACAAGAUAUCGAGAGGGAAAAAACAAGAAAAUGGCCUAAUCCGCUCCUGUCAAGAAUGCAAGGUUCAUUCUUGUUGGAUCCAAAUGUUGAUAUUGACGAAUUGAAGAAGAUCAGAGAAUUGCAGAGCAGAUAUAAGCAAGAAUUCGAUUUCUGCGGCGACACAGAAGAGUUAUCUAAACCUUAUCCUGAUGACUAUGUGGUAGCUACAUAUGAUGUAACUUCAAGUUCAAAUCAAGGAAUUACCAGGGCCAACGCCUCCCUCAAACUCAAUCACGAGCGAGAGAGACUUAGAAGAAGGAAAGAUGAAUAUGGAAACAAGUAUCAAGGACCCAAAGGAGGUCAAUUCAAUCCUGAAUUCGUUGGACAACAUCGUGAAGAGAUCGUUUCAGCUCUCACGGAUGCAAUCCAAACUGACCCAACGAGCUUAGUGUUGGAAAAUGUGGACGCGUCUUCCUAUCUUACUGAUCAAAGUGGAAAUUCAAUCACUGCUCAAACUGGACAGAGGCCUGAUGUCACAUUCCAACUUGUCAAAGGUCCUGGAAUCGAGUUCAAGGUACUUGCGAAAUCUGACGACGAGUCUUUGGGUAUACACCUAGCAAGAUUGCCACCCAAGCCCUCGUCCUGA
Molecule: messenger RNA, 1197 nt
Organism: Kwoniella shivajii
Lineage: Eukaryota; Fungi; Basidiomycota; Tremellomycetes; Tremellales; Cryptococcaceae
Exons: 1
Coding region: 1-1197 (398 amino acids)
Source: RefSeq, a predicted model, not a curated record